CCUCCGACAGAAGCCAUAGCAAAUUGAACCAAAGGUAGAGAGCACUUUCCAUUUUCAACCACAACUCAGAAACAUUCUCCAUUCAUGUCACAAACAUUUUCAACCAUAAACAAGUAUAGUCACAAAACGGUUGCAUUGCCAAAUAGGACACAACCCCGACAUUAAAGGGUGUCCUUACAUGAAGUGGCACCCCAGGUCUUUAAGAACCAAGUUCCAAACCCUUUGACCAAUCUGCAAUCUCAGCGCAACUCAUCGAAACCAAACAAACCAUAAGGAACUCAUUCAUUGAAACAAGACAUUAGAAUCAUUUGUUAUUCCUACAUUUGUGUCUGUCUAAGCAACCACAAUGGCUGAUGAUCCUCAAGACGUGGCUGACAGGGAGCGCAUUUUCAAGCGUUUUGAUGCGAACGGCGAUGGCCAAAUCUCUGCAGCUGAGCUCGGAGAAGCACUGAAGGCACUUGGAUCAGUAACACCAGAAGAGGUGCAAAGGAUGAUGGAAGAGAUCGACACUGAUGGAGAUGGCUACAUUUCACACGAAGAGUUCACAGAAUUUGCAAGAGCCAACCGUGGCCUAGUCAGAGAUGUUGCAAAGAUUUUUUAACUUGGUUCAUUAACCACCACCCUUUUGUAAUUAAUUAAUUAAUUUAAUUUCCUUCUUACUUCCUUUGUUCUAUUCUAUGCAUGUUGUCACCAAUGAGAAGAGAAAACUGUUUUUGUGUAUGUAUGUAUGCAUUCUUUCUGACUUUCUACAUAUAGAUAAUGAUCAAAAUCAGAGGUUUUUCAUUUCAUUUUGUAAUAUCCUCUUUUCCACCUUUUUUUUCUAUAUUG
Vigna unguiculata (cowpea) is the source of this 828-nucleotide messenger RNA. RefSeq names its product polcalcin Ole e 3. Lineage: Eukaryota; Viridiplantae; Streptophyta; Magnoliopsida; Fabales; Fabaceae. The record is from RefSeq and is a predicted model, not a curated record. Gene Ontology annotation, molecular function: calcium ion binding.